Aureobasidium melanogenum CBS 110374 is the source of this 795-nucleotide messenger RNA. RefSeq lists its product as uncharacterized. The transcript is spliced from 3 exons. The record is from RefSeq and is a predicted model, not a curated record. NCBI's taxonomy places the organism in Eukaryota, Fungi, Ascomycota, Dothideomycetes, Dothideales, Saccotheciaceae. The annotation marks the transcript as partial.
CCGCCGUCGCUAGAGUACGACUUGCGCCAGAGGAAGCGUAGUAUCUUCAUCUUCUGGUUCCUCAUUCUCUUCGACUCAAUCGUCAUGCCGUUAGCCCUCUACUUCGGCCUCUGGUACGGCACAAAUCUCUCGCCAAACACCGUCUUUUCCAUCGUCACAGCCGCCCUGGGUGGUAUCAGUAUCUUCGAAUAUGUACUACGUUUCUGGCACCUGUUCAAGAAAGGCAGCACAUGUCGUGUCAUCGGAGGUCGCAGAUCAUACCUCGACUGGUUUCACUGGAACUUCAGUUUUGCCUGGGUCAUCAUCAUUGUCGAGCUCAUUGUCGGCACUAUUCCUGAGAACCCACCGAUCCGUUUGCUAGCGAUGCCUGUUUCCUCCCUCAUGUUUGCCUUUGGUUCCGAGUUGAUUAUUCAAGACGGGAUGCGUCUUCUGGGAAUCCCUUCACCCUUCCGCAUCUCUUCAAUGCCUGCUGGUUCCCAAUUGCGCCCUGGAAUCUACUGGAUCAUCGAAGACAUCGUCGCAGUUGAUGGCGGCGGUAACAUUGAGUUCCGUGAGAGACUCAACGUCAGAUACGAAGCUAGCCACUACUUCCGCCAAAUGCUUCACCGUCUGACAUUGUUCUGGGGCAUUGGUGCAGAGGUAGCAGCUGGCGUGAUCACUGCCCUGAUCUUCACCCUCGAAAAAGAUGCUGCCUAUGUGGUCGGCUGGGCCGUUCCUUUCAUCUGGGCCGGAGUCUGGACCUUGUGCACCUUCUGGUAUGCCAAGCGCUGCCUGAAGCAAGAGGCCGAGGAGUGG